UGUGUGUAUAUAUAAGUCAGUUAUGAUUUCUUGAAUCCAUAGCAAGUUAUUACAAAUAUUAUUUCCAUCUACUUGCAAUUUUUAGCCAUAUCAUCCAAGAAAAAUUCAAAUGUCUUCAAAAAAUAUGAGUUUUCUUAGCUUUCAUGGUCUUUCAAGAAAACCAUCACUAAAACCAGCCUAUUCAAGAAUCUACAAACAAAGUUCUAGUGUUUCAUCGCCACCGCCAGAACCAAAAUCUUUCGAACCAAAUGAAGAUGAAAUGAAAUGGGUUUUCGCCAAAUUUGAUACAAACAAAGAUGGCAAGAUUUCGCGCCAAGAAUAUAAGUCUGCCAUGAGAGCCAUGGGCAAAGUUGGAAUGAAUGAAGCAGAAAUGGCUAAGGCAUUUGAAGCUACUGAUAUCGAUGGAGAUGGGUUUAUAGAUUUUAAAGAAUUUAUGGAGAUGAUGAAUAAUGUAGGAGAUGGAGUUAAGAGUAAUGAUAUUAAAAGUGCUUUUCAAGCUUUUGAUUUAGAUGGUAAUGGAAAAAUAAGUGCAGAAGAAUUAAGGGAGGUUUUGAAGAGAAUGGGAGAGAGGUCUAGUUUGGAUGCAUGUCGAAAAAUGAUUCAAGGCGUUGAUAGGGAUGGUGAUGGAUUGAUAGAUAUCAAUGAAUUUAUGAAUAUGAUGACUCGUACUAUGAGAUCUUCCUAAUUUUUAGAAAUUUGUUGAGUGUUGAUUCAGAAGCACUACUGAAGAACAAAUGUUAUUUUCUUUUCUUUUCUUUUCUCUUUUCUCUUUUCUUUUUUUUUUUUCGGUAUAGAAGGGGAGCAGGAGCUCAAAAGAAAAAGUCGAAUAGAAUGUUGUUUUCUUUUACAAUAAUUAUAAGAAUUAAAUCAUCUCUCUUGUUUUUCCUUUCCCUCUAGGUUUGAUUUGUAAUGAAGCUUCCCAAACAUAUUCAGGAACCUAAGCUUAAAAGUGAA
Messenger RNA from Jatropha curcas, 954 nucleotides. Its product is annotated as calmodulin-like protein 30. The record is from RefSeq and is a predicted model, not a curated record. Gene Ontology annotation, molecular function: calcium ion binding. NCBI's taxonomy places the organism in Eukaryota, Viridiplantae, Streptophyta, Magnoliopsida, Malpighiales, Euphorbiaceae.